Molecule: messenger RNA, 2082 nt
Organism: Syzygium oleosum
Lineage: Eukaryota; Viridiplantae; Streptophyta; Magnoliopsida; Myrtales; Myrtaceae
Product: probable plastidic glucose transporter 1
Exons: 12
Coding region: 63-1691 (542 amino acids)
Biological process (GO): monosaccharide transmembrane transport
Cellular component (GO): membrane
Molecular function (GO): hexose transmembrane transporter activity
Source: RefSeq, a predicted model, not a curated record
CGCUCUCGCAGUUUCAUCUACGGCAAUCUCCCGCUCUCUCUCUCUCUCUCUCCUCCGCUCCGAUGGCCGCAGCUGCAGCCGCGACUCUUCUGAACCACCCCUCCGGCCGCGCGGUUCCGUUCGCGCCUCCGUCUCUUCCUCACCGGAGAAUCCGCUCCUCUCGUCUCCGCGACGAUCGCUCCUUCAGCCUCGACCUCCGGCUCCGCCGGAGGCAGUUCAAGGUGCCUCCGGCGGCGAACAAGCAACUGCCGGAGUUGAGAACGAACGAACCAGGGAGUGAGGAUUCGCCGUCUUCGAGCGGCGAUAGCGGCGGAGGCCUCGAUUUGGGAUGGCUUCCCGCUUUUCCUCACGUGCUGAUUGCUUCCAUGUCCAAUUUCCUGUUCGGUUACCACAUUGGCGUAAUGAAUGGACCCGUAGUCUCCAUCGCAAAGGAGCUUGGUUUUGAAGGCAACUCAAUCCUUGAGGGACUUGUAGUAAGCAUAUUUAUAGCCGGUGCUUUUAUCGGAAGUAUAAGCUGUGGUUCACUGGUAGAUAGGCUCGGUUGUCGGCGCACAUUCCAAAUAGAUACGGUACCACUCAUUCUUGGUGCAAUCGUGAGUGCACAUGCCAACUCAUUGGAUGAAAUACUUUUGGGGAGAUUUUUGGUAGGCCUCGGUAUUGGCGUGAAUACUGUUCUUGUUCCAAUUUAUAUUUCAGAGGUUGCUCCUACGAAAUAUAGGGGUUCCCUUGGAACAAUGUGUCAAAUAGGUACCUGCCUUGGAAUCAUUGCUUCAUUGUGUCUGGGAAUUCCAUCGGCAGAUGAUCCGCAUUGGUGGAGGACAAUGCUGUAUAUUGCCAGUGUCCCUGGUUUUAUAAUUACACUUGGUAUGCAGUUUGCUGUUGAUAGCCCCCGUUGGCUUUGCAAAGUGGGGAAAGUGGGCGAUGCUAGAGAAGUUAUUUCUAAUCUAUGGGGUGCAUCUGAGGUUGAUAAAGCAAUUGAAGAAUUUCAGUCUGUUAUUAAGAGUGAUGGAAGUGAAGUAGACAGCAAAUGGUUGGAACUCCUUGAGGAGCCACAUUUAAGAGUUGCAUGUAUUGGAGGUGCCCUUUUCGUACUACAACAAUUUGCUGGCAUAAAUGGAGUUCUUUACUUCUCAUCCUUGACUUUCCAAGAUGUUGGUAUCACAAGUGGCGCUUUAGCAAGUUUGUUAGUUGGAUUGACGAAUUUUGCAGGUGCUCUCUGUGCACUGUACAUGAUGGACAAGCAGGGGAGAAAAAGACUUUUAGUUGGAAGCUACAUAGGAAUGGCAGCGGCGAUGUUUCUGGUAGUCUAUGCUGUCAGUUUUCCGCUAGAUGAAGAUCUCAGCCACUCUCUAUCAAUUCUAGGGACCCUUAUGUACAUAUUUGCUUUUGCCAUUGGUGCUGGGCCUGUAACCGGUAUCAUCAUACCAGAACUAAGCAGCACAAGAAUGCGUGGGAAGAUCAUGGGAUUCAGCUUUUCUGUUCAUUGGGUUUGCAACUUCUUGGUUGGUCUCUUCUUCCUUGAACUUACUGAGACUUAUGGGGUUAAUUCAGUCUAUGGUGGCUUCGGUGGCGUUUCCUUGUUAUCUGCGAUAUUUGCUUAUUAUUUCAUAGUAGAAACAAAAGGAAGGUCACUCGAAGAAAUAGAGAUGUCUCUAAAUCCCAACUUGCCAGGUAGAAAAAGGGACAACUAAUCAUAUAUCUUGAACUCGAGGUUUGCUGAUGAGGCGGGAAGCUCAAUCAAUGAUGCUAAAUGGACUUUGCAAAAGGGUUCAUGUUUUCAUGGUUAAUCUUGCAGCCAAGGCUUCACCUCCAAAGUACAAGCUAACUGGUUACUCAUCAAGGUGGAGGUAGAGGAUACUCACGGUUUCUAUUUAAUGUGUUGAGUGAAUGCUGUUCCAACAAUGACUUUGGAUACGAAAGUGGCAGAAGUUGACAGCCCACCUGGAUGAUCUUGAAUUUGCGCUCUUUAGAGAUAUUCGCCAGAAAAUGAAAGGUGUACCCCGUCAGUACUAUGUCAACAGAUGAGAUGACAAGAAUGCUUUGGCAAUGUUCAAGGAGAAUCUUCCAUUAAGUUUUGUUCUU